AUGGAGAAGAAGACGGUGCUGACGGACGACUGGGAGUCGGACCUCGCAGCGAUCAUCGAGAAGACCAACCAGAACCUCAACCUCCUGCGCAAGAUUGGCGAGAAGCGCGAAGACGCGCCGGCGAAGAAGGCGAUGGCCAUGAUGAGCCGCGCCAAGUCGUCCAACGCGCUAGGUGCGCCGCGGGAAACCACUGGCAAUGACCGGACGCGCGCGAGCAUUUCUACCGACGCCUCGAUCCACAAGUGGAAGCAAGUGCUCGACGACUCGACAACGUUGAAGCGCCACAUUGCACACAAGAUGCUGGAGUCGACCAAGGGCAAGGACAAGGACAAAGGCCCACGCCGGGCCGCGAGCUCGGCGUGGGACGCGUCGUCGGUUGUCAACACCAACCAAGACGACCGCGCCGCGCACCAGCCGCUCCUAUCGCUUGAUGAAAUCAAAAAGAGCUUGCAAGUCGACAUCUCGUCGCGCGCGAGCCUGCUCGAGAAGCAAAUUGCGGACCUGCGCACCGACUACCAAACUAUGACGGGCGAGAGCGGCGUCGUGUCGUUGAAGCUCCAGCAACUCUCGACCCAGCUCGACGCCAAAGCCGACCGUGUGAGCAGUGUCGAACAUACGCUGCAAGAGCAGUCGGCGGUCCUCGGGCGACUGGACGUGCAGGCCAACCACGUGUUGAAGUGGAAGGCCGCCGUCGACGUCGAUCUCCAGACUCAAACCGCCAAGACUGCCCUGGUCGACGGCCUAGAGAAUAAAGUCGUGUCGCUCGAGCGCACCGUGGCCGAGCUCGUGACGCGCCUUACCAAGGCGUCGGACGUCGAGCAGUCGAUCGAGCACUGUACAUUACGCAUCUCGCAGCUCGAAGCGAAAGCCGCCAAGUCGUUGGAUAACGCAACGCUGACGCAUACCAUUGAGACGGUCGUGACCAAGGCAAUGCAAGCGUACGACGACCGGCUCACGCGGCGCCUCGAAGCGCUCACCGACAUGCAAGAAACGAAAAACGCUAGCUUCCUCAAGACGAUUCAGGGCCAGCGGGAAAACUAUGAAAAAGCCAUUCAAUAUGCGUUGGAAGCCAGUGUGGGCGACCUGCGCAACGACGUCGACGCGCACACCAAGCGCAUCGAUACGCGGUCGCAGGAGAUGGCCACGUCACUGGACCUGCGCCUCACGUCGCUCGCCAAGCGUGUGGCGAGCGUCGAAUCCAAGUCGAGCGGGGUCGAGACCGACGUCGACGCUACCAAGAACGCGACCGAGCGCGACGAGCUCCUCAAGAAGGCCGUGCUGCGGCACAUCGCCGACACGUACGUCACCAAGCAGCAAGUCCCGACGCUGCUCGUGGACGAGCUCGAGGCCCGGGGCACCCUCUUGGCGUGGAAGCGGCUCGAAACGGCCGUGUCCAAGAUGUACCGUGAAUUUGACCAAAAAUGGCACGACGCGAAUAAAUGGGUCGACGACCUCAAGCUCCAAGUCGAGAAGACGUCGGCGGGCCUCGCGACGAUGCAGACCAGCGUGCAGAAGAGCCAUAUCACCGAGACGCAAGCGUUGCGAGCCAAGCUGCUGCAGUGCGUAAACGAACUCGACCAGCUCCAGAGCACCAAGCUCGACAUGGACGCGCAUUUCGCGCGGCUCGAGAAGGACCGCGAUUUGCAAAUCCAAAAACUGCAAGCGCUCGUGUCGGAAGCCGAGGCCAAGCGCGAUGCCGACGUCCACGCACUGCAGAGCGCCCUUCAGUCCAAGCUAUUGCAAAUUGCGUCGACGUCGGGCCAAGUUGAAGUCAUGAAGGCGCUCUGGAAGCACGAGCAGUCAACGCUCCGCGUGUGCAAGUCGGAUUUGAGUAGCGCCCGCCACGAAGCACUCGCGUACAAGCUCAAGCUCCAGAGUGCCGAGAAGGACAAGGCUCGCAACGCACUCGACCACAAGCAAGCGUUGGGCCGUCUCCAAGACCAGCUGGCGCGGCUUCAAAAGCAGUGGCAGGCUGCCGACCGUGAUAGAGCGACCGCACAGUCUUCGCUGCAUGCGCUGCUGCAGGACGACGCGCGCAAACAAGCCAAGCUUGCGACGCUACAAGGCGUUUUACAGCGCCUACAGACCACCGCAUCGCAAGCGACAGCUUCGCCGCGUGAGCUGGAAGCUGCCGUGCACGAAAUGGCAGCGCAGACCAGCACGAUUCAUGCCCUCCACGCCAACGUCACCGAGCUCGAAGCCGCGAAACUGGCAUUGGAAGCCAGCCUUCUGACGUCGCGCGUGUCAUUCGAGGCCGAGUUGACGGCGCUCCAUGCAAGCCAUGACGCGACGCUGUCGGCGCGCGAAGCUACAUUGACGCAACUUUCGAAUGCCCUCGCGUCGCAGUCGACCCAGCACGCCCACGUGUGUGGCAUUCUGACGACGAUGGCCAAAGACGUUGGCGCGGCGACGGAGGCGAAUGACGAGGACGCUGUGGCGUGCGCCGAAGCGCUCCAAGCGACGUGGGCCGAACGUGUCCAGCACUGGGAAACAGUCCAAGCGCUCGCGCAAACAGAGAGCGCGGCGACCAUCGAGGCUUUGCGAGCGCAGCUGAUCGACGCUGCAGCUGCCCACGAGAGUGAGAGAGCGGCGUUGGAGGCGCGCGUGGCAGCCCACGCCAUCGAGCUAACCCAGCUUUUGGAGGCAAAAGCACAGUUGGAAGCCAGUGUCCGGACGCAGGAAGACGCACUGGCGCAGCUGCACCAAGAGCACCAUACGAAUGGCUCGAGCUUGCAAGAUCAAAUCGAAGUGCUCCAAGACGAGCUGACGUUGCGCGUCAACGACGUGGAGCACCUACGCAGCGAGCUCGUUACGGCCACCGAAGAAAGCUCGGCACUGGAAGAAGAGUUGUACGAAGUGCGUGCGAAGCUCGAGGCCAUGCACGACGCAACAGCCAGUGAAAAAGCCGAGCUCGAGGCCAAGGUGCUUGCGCUGGAAGACGCUGUCUCGACAAGCCACGCAGCAUUUGCCAGCGCACGGGAAGAGGACUCGAUCCAGCACAGCGAGGCCAUGACGCACCUUGAAACAGAGAUUGCUGCCCGUGACGCGACGAUUCUCAUGCUAACGACCGAGAGAGAUGCACUUGUCCUGGCGCAGGACACCGCGGCCGAGGUCGAGUCGCGCUUGGCAUCGUUACUGGCGGAAAAAGCAGCAACAGAUGCCUCGCUCGCAGCGUGGGCCACCAAGGAAGCCGAGCUCGUCGACGCCGUGACCACCGCGCAAACGACCCAUGUCACGUACAAGGCCGAGUCCGAGUUGGAGCUCAAGUCGCUGCACGAGGCGCUACAAGCGCAGCGCGAUGCAACAAUAGCGAUCGAGGACGACCUGCGCCGCCUUGUGACUGAGCUUCGUCUGCCGUGUGCCGAGUCGGCGUCGCCGCUUCUGGCAACGCUGCAAAGCCACGUGGCUGAGCUCCAAGCAGCGCUUGACGACGCCAACGACGAGCGAGAUGCGAUUGUUUCCGCGCUCGACGUCUCGUCGCUCGAAGAUGUGCCAGCCGCCGCGGCGCAGCUUCGACAGACAUCAAUGAACACGGUGCAGGACUUGGCAGCGGCCGAGAAGGCGCUGUCGCUGCUGCGACUAGAGCUCGACGCGCGCACCGCCGACCUCGAGGCGACACGGUCGUCCUUAAUUCGCUUGGAAACCAGCGCGGCCGGAGACAAGGACGCGACGCUCGCAGCGCUGCAAGCCACCGAAGCCCAAUGGACAGUCGAGCUGUCGCAGUCGAAAGCCGCACUGGCGCCGCUGGAGCUCGAGGUCGCCGCCAAAACGUGCGAGGUCGAGGCACUUCAGAGUCAAGUCGCGGUCGCCACCGCCGCUUUGGCGCGCUGCGAGAGUGAAAUGAGCUGGCUCCUCCACGAAAUCGCGGUCGAUGUCGAGGCGCUGCGCGGCGAAGUCGACAAGCUCGAAGACGCCACCGAAGCCCACACGCAGACGCUUCUCGAAUCCCAAGCCGCGCACGAUGAGCAGUACAGUGCGAUUGGGCACGCCCAAGACCGCCUAGAGGGUCUCCAGAGCCAGCUCCAGACGCUGCGGCAGCAAGUGGCUGCGGUGCCCAUGCAGCUCUACCAGCUGCAGCAUCUGCAGUCGUCGCUGACGACCGAAGCUGCAGCAGCCCACAAGCAGCGCGACGAGCACGAGAAGGAGCGGCUUCGCUUGCGCCUGCUCGAAGCCGAGUGCGCUGCGAACACGGAAGUCGCGUUCACCGAGCUCGCUGCUCUCUUUGCAGCGCAUGGCGGCGACGCCACCCAGCACACCUACAUUAUGAAGACGAUGUCGCAUCUGCCGUCGCUGGCGGCGCGACUGCAGUCAGUGGCCGCCACGAUUGGCACCAUGACUGCGCACACGAACGACGCAAGGAUACACGCAGCGGGCGACGACGCGUUGCCGACGCCGAGCGUUGCAGAUAUCGAAGCCCAUCACGACAGCGGCGAUACGGCACAUGGACACGGUGCCGGCGCGACGCCGUUCCAUCCGGCGGGUUCUCCAGAGGACGGAAAUGACAAUGACAUUGACGAAGACACGAUCGAAGAGCAUUCGAAGGACGACAGUUCCGAGGCGCAAGCGCAUGACGGGCCGGCAUCGAUGACGGCCGACGACGACGCCCCGUUCGACAUGCACGGUGCGCCGAACGAUGACGACGAUGACGUCAUUGACGACGUCGACGACGACGUGCAGGAAGAGAGUUCAGACGACGACGAGACACACGGAGGUGACAACGCAGCGUGUACAUUGCAGCCACGUAUCCUGGUACCCGAGGCAUCACUGGCCGCUGGGAGCGCGCAUGAAGACGGUGACGAGGCACCUCAUCCUCAGCACGUACACUCGGCGGCAUUGAUGGACGAAGCGGUCGUCGAUGAAGAGGAGGCACCCGAGGCAUCGUUGUGCGGCGUAGAAGUCGCGACGGGACCUGCACCGACCGCUGGCAGCAGCAACGACGCAGAGAAAACCGAAAUCGCCGGCCACGCAGUGUCUCCCGAGUUGCGUCACGACGCGCUCGACGCUGAGAGCAAUGCCGAGCUAUCUGAUGACUUUGACGCAGACGACAACGCGCCGGAAACCGCUACGGAUAGCACCACCAACGGCAAGGCGACGGACCUGGCGCCUCCACCCGAGUACGAGGCAGACGUCGUGCCCGAUGCGAUCGCGACAGAAAUCGCUCUCGAAGUCGACCACGAGAGCAGCAGCGACAGCGAGGAGGAGUACGCGCAGGCUGCUUGUUCCUCCGUCGCCGACCGACAAACAACAAGCGGAGUGUCGGCGGGACGUGUGCAAGCCGAGGUCGAUGGUCAUGCGGACGGCACCCAACGCUCGGCCACCGCCGUUGCGGGCCUUACGGCCAACGAUGAGACCAUCGACCGCAGUGGGUAUCCCUCACGGGACGAUGCGAGUGAUGACGAAGUGCCUCUGCAUCGGUAUGCGGCCACUGCAGUGCCUUUGGCCGUCGGCGCAGCCGCCCUCGCAAGCUUGCGGUCGUCGGCCGGCUUCCAAUCGACGGCCAACGACGCCGAUGACGACGACGACGUCGAGCGCUUGAUGCAAAGUCGCCUUUGCCCGGCGCUCGAGCCCGUCCGUGAAACCGAUGACGAUGACGAGUUUUCUUACGAGCCUACCGACGCGUUGGCACAUAACGACGAGGACGACGACGCAGGGUCGACGCUGGACGAGGCCAUCGAAGAGUCUUUUGAUGACGCCGACUACGACGAUGAAGAUGUCGAGGUGACGCAAGCGCUCGGCACAGAUGUGAAUGCAUCGUUGGUCGAACCGCCUGCGACCCACGGACCACCGUCGCCCGAGUCGCCAUCUCGGAGAAAGUCGAUUCACCAGCUACUCUUUGGCACCAAGCCAGAGGCCGUUGCUGACGACGUUGACGCCAAGGCACAGGUCGACACCCCAAUGACCUAUGGCCCCGCCAUCGACGCGCAAGAGGAAAGCGCCGAGUCGGAGGGCGACGACGACACGCAUUUAGAGGACACAGCGGUGUUCUCGCCGGAGCAUACAGCGUCGGCGGCCGCCAACGAUGACUCCCGCACCCUUGACGAAGCGGUGGCCAACCAUGAUGCGCUUCUCGGAGUAUCCGCAUCGCCUGAGUAUGCUGUCGACGCUGGCGACGCGCUUGCGAGCACGAACGAGCCGGAAGAGCCGGAUUCUCCCACGGUUGCUCUCACCAGCGACGCCAACGACGCGUCGGAGGUCGAUGAGAUGGACGAAGUGUUGUCUGACGCUGACGAGUCGACGGACGACCAUCGUUCGGCGGAACGUUCCAAGAACGCCCACUUGCGUCUGGACCUGGAAGCUGAGAUGACGAACAAACACCGAAUCCAACAACGUACCGAUGACACGCCGGCGUCUAACGAGCGCGACACAACGAGCAUCGCCCAGGCAGUGCCGUUGGACGGAGUCGACGACGUUCAGAGUGAGACUGGCAGCUUUGACGACGUCGACGACGACGAUAUGACCAUCAACGCACGGACUGCGGAAGGCCAGAUGCCAGCUCAAGACGAGCCAAACGACUACGUGGAAGCUCACAAAGAGGGACAUGAACUCGACGACGCUACGGCAGUGCUCCGAGCUACGAUGGCCAACGUGGCAACCACAGACACUUUGGAUGAAGAUGUGUCGUCCUCCGAGUCGGAUGCGGACGAGGCGCCUGCGCCAAGCGAGGUGCUUCCGCACGCCAGUGUACAACCCACUGAGAGGUCGGUGCUCCAAGCUACCGACGGCGAUGCGUCCGACGAGGAAGAGGUGAUGGCGCCGGUGUUUCAGCAGUCGGCACCAACGAGCGCGCGUGCGACUCUCGCGUCACUCCGCCGGGCCGUUGACAGCGACGAGGACGAGUUGGACGACGAGACGCCUCGUCGGCCGACCGCGACUGGUGACGACGACGACUCGUUCGACAUGAACGACGCGAUGGCGGGUGUAGCCCACAAUGGCAGCACCGCGACUGACCACGUCACCUACGAAUCGAGGGAUGUUGACACGCUAGCCGCCGACAACUCGUUCGAUAUGGAGUACGAUGAUGAUGUACCCGAAGACGACUUCGACACGGCAGAAGAUCACGGCAGCAGUGACGACGAGGGUAGCACUACGACCCCUGAGUUGCAGCCGCUCGAAGUGGCGGCAGCCGUGAUUGCAGCCACAGAGACGUUUCAGGAGGCGCCGCUUGCACAGUGUGCCUCCAACGAUGAGCACGAUACGUCCUCUCUUGCGACCGACCAUUCCGCACCGACGGUGGCUGGCGGUGACGCAUCCUUGCCACACGAUGUCAGCGCAGCAGCCGACAAAGUUGCCGACGACGAGGGCUUCUCGGACGACGAAGCUCUCUCGGAAAAUGAAGCCAUGGAGCCGCAGGUGGACGAAGCCCAAGAGGCUGAGCACCACAUCUCUGCUACGAUCGACGUUGAUUCAAAGCCAUUUGCGGACACACCGCUCGCUGCAACCACGCGCACAGUCCACGCAGAUGUGUCGGACGAUGUCGACGAGGUGGAGCGGUUGAUGCACAGUCACUUGCACCGAACGACCGCUGACGACUCUUUCGAUGCUGAUGACGACGACUCCGUGGCCGAGACCAGUCAACGAUCGCCCGCGCAAGAGAGCGCUGAGAUGCAGAUCGGAAGUCUCGCAACUCAAAGUACGCUGUUUUCCGAGCGUCAUGACGACAACGGGGACGGCAGUGACGACGACGAGCCGCUCUCGGACCCGGAGGACGACGUCGGUGACGAAGAUGACGAGCCACUCAACGAUUCGAUGCCGUUGUCAACGCACACGGACGUCGCGCCCCUCAUGUCGGAGACAGCCGCGAUGGCAGAGACCAAGACAUUGGAGCUGCCGAUGACCACCGCAUCGGUGGGCAACGACGAGACACGCGAAACGCCCGCGCGUGGGACCGCUGACGUGGCGCCACUACAAGUCACGCACGAAUACGACGACGCGGAAGAGCUCUCGUCCAGCGACGAUGAAGACGGUAUGGACGAGUCUAUUGAAGCAAGCGAGGACGAUGCGAUCGCUGACAUGGCGGCGGGUGCAUUGGUCGAGCCUUCAAAGGCGGCGGCCCCGCUGGUGUUUGCAGCCCAAGAAAAUGGUGCGCAGCUAGCCGAAGAAGCUGAUGACGGCGAAGAGGUCGCGGUGGCCGUCGCCUCUCGUUUUGGACUCCCCGAGAUGCAUGACCGUGACAGCGGCUCCGAUACCGAAGACGAGCCGGCCGUUGACCACAAGGACGCGUCAUAUGGCGCAGACGCUGCGAUGGCGACCGCGCUGCCAUCGGCGUACGUGGCAUCGUCUCUUGCUCAACCUCGCGACGUGUCUUUGGAGACCGACGCCAUCGAGCGAAAUGAUGAGCAGCGGAACAGCCAUGCCGACGAUGACCACGACAACGCGUUCGACUUGGACGACGAAGGCAUCGACGACGUUGACCGCCUUGCCGAUGCAGAUGAUGAAGAGCCCGUUGAGAAUGGCUCUCAUGCCGUGGACGAAAGGGCUCAACCACUGGCAACGGCUCGAUUCGAUGGCGACGAAGAAGUGUCGGACGACAACCUCGAGACCUCGGACGACGAUGAAGACACUUUUGAUGCGUCGAAGCACGUACUGGAGCCACCUUUGACGGAGGCCCGCGGUGAUGACAUCUCAUUGGCGUCCUCCGUCGUCGACAACGGUCUCUCUGAUCGUGUCAGCACGCGUCACUUGGACAACGACCACGAGCUGUCCGAUGCCGAUGAGCAAGAGCUGUCCGACGACCAAGCUGACACUGGUUUGGACGCUUUGUCUUCUCUGGCACGCGACCACGCUGCUGGGGAAGAAUACCAGCUGGUGGCUUCAGUGACGUCGCUGCAAGACGAUCAUGCGAUGCAACGCGCUACCGACGACGAUGACGAAGCCUUGUCAGACCCAGAAGACGAUGUUGCUGAAAACACCUUCGACGAACCAACCGAGCCCAUGACGGCAGUAGCGGGAAUUGACCGUGGCGCCGGUGCACCUUUGACGCAGCUGCACGACGCUAGAGCUGCAACAUCAGUUCGGUUGAGUGCCGAUGACGAAGCGUUGUCAGACAAUGAAACCGAUGUCGGCGCUGACCACCACGAGACGGCUGUAUUGCCCAAGAGCCCUCUCGUUGCUUCGGCUAGUCAUCACGAAUCUACCUCAACCACCCAGCUCCACGAUGAGACGGAGGGCUGUCAAGUCACUGAGACCCACGCCAACACUAACGACGAGAACGAUGACAGCGACGAAGCGCUGUCCGAUGUCGAAGACGGUCACGAGACGUUGGACCCCCGCUUCAGUGAUGCCGAUGACGCGUCACACCUCGGCACGGAAGCCCUUCAUGACACUACCUCUACUACUGCGCCCAACGCCACAGCGACGGCACCGAUGCAUGUCGGUGACGACUGCGAAGACGCGCUGUCCGAAGAGGAGAGUGCCAAUGACUUUGACAGCGGCUUUGACGCACCGACACUGCAGAGUCCACCAGUGGAGACGCGGAUGCGCCUGCAUGACGCCCCGGUGUCGCCCGACGUCACCGCAACGCGAGAUCCGAUGGUCGGGGGGAGCCCCCAGAUGGAGGACGACAACGACGAUGCGCUGUCAGAGGUCAACCACAACGCCGAUGAGGUGGACGACGGCGAAAGCAGCUUCGAUGCGGUGGUUGCCGCGCCAUCAGCUGCCCUCGAUGGAGCAGAGCGCCACGAUACCCUCGCGACAGACCGUCAUGACGUCAUGCGUCCAGCAGUCGCGUUCCAGUUUGAUGACGAGGAUGAGGCGUUGUCAGACCCCGAAGACGACGGGGAGGUAAAUGACAACAGCUUUGAUGCCCCAGCCAGGACACCGGACGAGCCCCAACAGUCAUCCUCUGAGAUCCAUGCCGAUGCCACGGCUGACCGUCAUGACGUCAUGCAUCCGGGUGCUCAAACGUCAACUCACUUUGAUGACGCGGACGAGGCGCUGUCGGACCCCAAAGACGACGUUGACGGUAUCGACGACAGCUUUGACGCGCCGAUGGUGACGGCGGACGAGCCACGUGCGCCUUCGUCAGAGAGCAACGACAACACCGCGAAGGACCACCAAGACGCCAUGCGUCCGGUAGCCGCGUCCCCAACGCACUUUGAUGACGAGGACGAAGCGUUGUCGGAUGCGGAAGGCGAUGCCAGUGGUAUCGACGGCACCAUCGAUGCACCGGUAUCGACGACAGACGAGCUCCGUGUGCCUUCUACAGAGAGCCACAACUACUCAACAACGAACCGUCACGAAGCUGGUCGCCCGGUUAUCCAGCCGUCAACCCACUUUGAUGACGAAGAUGACGCGCUGUCGGGUGCCGAAGACGAGGUCGAUGGUGUCGACAGCGUCAUCGGUGCACCGGUGGCGUUGCCAGACGAGCUCCAUGUACCUCCCACGGAGCGUCAAGGCAGCCCCGUCCAUCAUGAAGCCGCACGCCCGGUUGACAAGCCGUCAGCGCACUUUGAUGACGAGGACGAAGCGCUGUCGGACCCUGAAAUCGUUGUCGAUGGUGUCGACAACACCGAUGACGCCAAGAUGACGAGCGAGCCACAUGUCUCAUCGUCAGAGAACGACGGCGAUUCUACGAUGCACCGCCAAGAAGUCGCGUCUUUGGUUGGGCAAACGUCAGCACACUUUGAUGACGAAGACGAUCCGUUGUCGGGUGCCGAAGACGAUCCGUUGUCGGGUGCCGAAGACGAUCCGUUGUCGGGUGCCGAAGACGAGGUCGAAGGUGUCGACGACACGGUUGAUGACCCACUGGCGACGCGGGGCGAGCCACUUGGGGCUUCCGCAGAGAGCCAUGCCGCCUUUGCCGCGACCGACCGUCAUGAAGCUGUGCGUCCCGGUAUCCAGAUGGCAACCCACUUUGACGACGCGGACGAGGCACUGUCGGACCCCGAAGACGAUAUUGCUGGUAUCGACAACAGCUUUGACGCGCCGGUGGUGACGACAGACGAGUCGCGUACGUCUCUUACAGAGACGCAGGACAACCGCGCAACGGACCCUUACGACGUCAUGCGUCCGAUGGUCACAUCCUCAACCCAUUUCGAAGACGCGGACGAGGCGCUGUCCGACCCCGAAGACGAAGACUUGUCGAACCCCGAGGACAAUGGGGAUACCAUCGACAGCAGUUUCGAUGCACCAACGAUGCCCCCGCACGACCUUCGUGCCUUGUCAACAGGUAUGACCGGCAAUGCCCUCUCGAACGGGCACAUCAUUGACAAUCGCGCGUCAUCGCCCAUCAUGGAAAGCCACCCUAUCGAUCACGACGGCGGUGACGAAGCGUUGUCCGACCCUGAAGAUGACAGCUUUGGCGACGGUGAGCACGGCUCGAAUGGCUUUUCCAAAGCACCGUCGCGUCCAACGCGCGCAGUUGGCAAUUCCGUCGACGCCGAUGCGCUGUCGGACGAUGAAUCUUUGGUGGACGCCACCGACAUUUUGUCCAAGCAAGCCAAUGAUGCUCACGGACACGAACAACACUCGCCAGACAACGACCAUUAUGCACCAGUCGCUGCCUCCACAGCGAUGGACGUCGGGCCGCAGGAGGCAGUGAGCACAGUCCCUUUGGCAACCUCUCGACACCAUGAUACAUCGGUUGACGACGCCAGCGAUGCGGACGACGACAAUGACGUUUCGGCGCCGUUGCAAGGCGCAGACGCGGCGUCGAUCGAUGCUGCCAGCCGUCGACUGCUUACGACCGUGCACUACGACGACGCAGACGACUUGUCUUCGGAAUCAGACGACGAGCAGCCAGCGGCACCGACCAAGUCGCCGCCGGUGUACGACGACGGCGGCGAAGAUGUCUCGGACAGUGACGCGGACGACACAUCGGCGCCACCCGCCCACAAACCGUCAAUGGUCAACGAGCUUGCUCCGGCUGCCUCUACCUCGGCGAUGGAAGAUGAAGAAGACGACGACCAUGAGACGGUCGAGACGCCAUUGUCGGCCAGAGCGCCGAUGGGUGGGCUGCCGCCCGUCACCGCUCGCUUUGGCACGAUGGCCAACGCCCACGAAGCCGACGACGAAGACCUGGACGAGGUCGAGCGACUUAUGCAAGGUCACUUGCAGGGCCGCGCAAAUGACAACUCGUUCGACUUUGACGAUGGCGAAGACAUUGAGAAUAGCUUCGACACGCCCGACACCAUCGCGACGAUCCCGCAUGCUCACGCAGCAAAUGACGACGGUGAAAACGAGCUAUCGGAUCCCGAAGACGACCCAGCGGAAGCCAACGUACCUUAUCAUGGCUCCCUCGGGCACGACACGGACCGAGCAUCACCGGUAUCGGCAGCGUCUCUGGGCUCCUUGAGCGUGCCACCGCCGACAGCGCAACAUCCGACGCAUACCAGCGAUGAGCACGCUGAGCUUGACGACAGCGACGAAGAACUUUCCACGAACGGCGACGAACCGGCGCCUCGUCACGCACCCCACGCCGCGCCGCUCUCUCCGAUCGUGUCGCAGCUGCCACAAGGCGCUUCGUCUCUCGGGCGGCUCGCGCCACUCGGUACCAAAGCCCCUCUGGCGGCGCUCCAUGUCAGAGACACCGAGGACGACUUGGACGAAGUUGAGCGCUUGAUGCGCGACCACGUGACGACACACGCGUCACUCGCAUCGCGUACGGCAGCAGAUGCCGACUUUGACGACAGCUUUGAUGCCCAAGAGGCCUCUGUCGACGACGACGACAACGAUGACGCGCUCUCGGACCCGGAUGAGGCGGCGGCAGCGUUCAACGCCGUGCAACAACGCGAGGAUACAGCCGGCAAGCGGAUGCCAUUGACACCGCUCCCAAAGACGCUUCCGCCAAUGAGCGCUGCGCAUGAGAGCUCGUUGGACGACGCGUCACCAAGCAAGUUGUCGGCGCUGGACCGAGCGCUGCUUCCAUCCAACGCUGCGGGUGACGCUCGCCAAGCCCCCACGGUUCACCACGAUGACGACGCAAUGGAGCUCGGCGCGUCCUUUGACGACGGCAACGAGGAUAGCCUCGAUGCAAGCGGUGUCGCCGACCCCCCUCGGUUCGACGAAGGCGAGGACGUCGACGGGUCGAGCCGCGACGACGACGCCGCGUCAUUAUCGCCGUCGCCAGUAGCGCCACCGAGCAGCGCCCCACCCCACGACGACGACGACGCGUACUCGGAUUCUUUCGAUAUGGAGGAGUCGAUCGAUGAAAGCAUCGCGUCCGAUGAGGACGCCACGUCAUAG
Saprolegnia diclina VS20 is the source of this 13182-nucleotide messenger RNA. RefSeq lists its product as hypothetical. The record is from RefSeq and is a predicted model, not a curated record. The transcript is spliced from 10 exons. Lineage: Eukaryota; Oomycota; Saprolegniomycetes; Saprolegniales; Saprolegniaceae. The coding region runs from base 1 to 13182 and encodes 4393 amino acids.